Scatophagus argus is the source of this 2408-nucleotide messenger RNA. It is a transcript of the gene chst10, whose product is annotated as carbohydrate sulfotransferase 10. Gene Ontology annotation, molecular function: sulfotransferase activity. Gene Ontology annotation, biological process: proteoglycan biosynthetic process; carbohydrate biosynthetic process. The coding region runs from base 157 to 1233 and encodes 358 amino acids. Gene Ontology annotation, cellular component: membrane. Lineage: Eukaryota; Metazoa; Chordata; Actinopteri; Scatophagidae. The transcript has 6 exons. The record is from RefSeq and is a predicted model, not a curated record.
CGGAGUCCGAUGUUGUGCAGAACACGGAUGCAGCAGGCUAGAUGACGCGAUGGCAGCAUCGUCCAUGGUUUUCUCCGGAAUUUGUGUGGCUGUGAAGUAGCCGUUAGUCUGUAGGAAGCUGUGAACGCCUGCCAGUGUUUCCAUGGCCGUCAGCUGAUGGGUGAAGCGAUGCGGCAACACUGGCUGCUCCUUGGGGCUUGCGGCUGGGUGCUGCUCAUCCUCAUGUUUGUCAGCAAAUUAAUUAGCUUCAGAGCUGUAGAUGACUAUGGGGAUAGGGUUGGUGGUCACAGUGGUACAGUUCCAGGCACCAGGGUGGCGGAAAAAACAGUUCUAAAGCCAUCCAAUCAGCCCUCAGCUGUGCCUACAGUUUCAGACUGGCAGUCAGUCAAUGAGAAGCGAAUCGAGUUGCAAUCAGCUGUAUGUAAGAACAGCAGCCUCAGAAAUUUGACUCACGUCUCCAUCAGCAAGUUUGUCCUGGACCGCAUUUUUGUCUGCGACAAACAUAAGAUCUUGUUCUGCCAGACGCCUAAAGUGGGCAACACGCAGUGGAAGAAGGUCCUCAUUGUGCUCAAUGGAGCAUUCUCCACCGUGGAGGAGAUCCCAGAAAGCCUUGUUCACGACCACGAGAAGAAUGGCCUGUCUCGUCUCUCAUCACUCACGCCACAGGAAAUUACUCACAGAUUAAGCACUUACUUUAAGUUUUUCAUCGUGAGAGAUCCCUUUGAGCGGCUCAUUUCUGCAUUCAAGGACAAGUUUGUAAGGAACCCACGAUUUGAGCCUUGGUAUAAGCAUGACAUCGCUCCAGCCAUCAUCCGGAAGUACCGCAAGAGCCACCGUCCCAGCGACCUUGCCGCCUCGGGCCUGCAUUUCGAGGACUUUGUCCGUUACUUGGGUGAUGUCGAAGGGCGUCGCCGCAUGGAUCGACAGUUUGGCGAGCGCAUUAUUCACUGGGUGACUUACGCAGACUUGUGCGCACCGUGUGAAAUAGACUACAACGUAGUGGGCCACCAUGAGACACUGGAACAAGACGCCCCGUACAUCCUCAAAGCAGCUGGCAUCGACCAGCUGGUGUCCUACCCAGCCAUUCCACCCGGCAUCACCCGCUACAACAGAACCAAGGUGGAGCACUACUUCUCAGGCAUCAGCAAGCGGGACAUCAGGCGUCUUUAUGCACGUUACCAGGGUGACUUCCAGCUAUUUGGUUACCCAAGGCCAGACUUUCUACUGAACUAAAAUCAUUAACACUGACUAAAAGACAUGUUUACAUUAAAAAAUCCUCUCAAAAUGUUUGGUUUAAUGAGGUGGAUUGUAGCUGACUGACAGGUUGGUACGCAGUAUAUUGAACACUGUAACGUAAACAAAUUCUGGCUGUUGACAAGUUUUUAUGAGAGCCGUCAGUACAUUUGGAACGUCAUGAUACACUGAAGUGAGAAAGAAAGUGUUGCUGCAAAAGAUAUGACGUGAGAGCAGACCACACAGUUACAUCAUGAGAUUCAGCACCAAUUAAAACCUGCAGAGUUUAUCAUUUUGCGUGAGGAAAAAACAGUUAACAUAAAAGUCAAAUACAGGUACAGGUCAAAUGAAGACAUUUGUUAUUAAAUAUUUAAUGUUAGUGACUUAAUUAUCCACGUAUGUCAAAGAGGUGUACUUAGUGAUGCCAGGGAUGCAGGCUUGUUACCCUGUAAUGUAGCUGUUUUACUGCACUGUAUUGACCACCAGGGGAAAGCAAUGGACAAUGCUAUGAGUUUUGAUGUCUUGUCUUUGCUGUAUUUCUUGCCAUCACGCUGGACAUAGGCAAAAAUGAACCGUAUCAGGGACGCACAAGUGAAGUGAAGGACAAUAUAAGAAUAUAAUAUGAGCUGUUUAAACAUGUGCAACAUGUGCAAGCUACAAAUCUGCAUCAAGUUUUUACUUCCUUUGCCACUGAUUUUUGCUUUGUGCAAGGCAUAUCAAUGGCUCGUAAAUUACUCAUCGAUUUUCACAAAAUAGCAUCAGAGCAGUCCAAAAAUGCACUUUCACACUUCAUCAAAGACCUUGGUCCUACCUUAAUCCAUACUGUAGUCACUGUUUGGUUUUUUCUGCCUUUACUAAAACUGACAAAAGGUAUAAAAUGUUUAUUUCACUUUAUUUAUUCAGGUGUAAUCAGCACUGAGACAUUGAAGGAAAUUGGCACAGGAUUUUCAAAGUUCAUUUUUUAAAAUGAGAAAUGUACUGUGUAAAUGUUCUUAACAUGACUUGCAACUCAACAUUUGUAUUACAUGUUGCUAUUUAUAUAAUAUCAUUAACCUGCUGACUGGUGGCGCAAAGUGUCUCUGUUGUAAGAUGGUACUGCCUCCCACCUGGUGACCUUCUGGACAGGUGAUCAUAACACAAGGACAACACUAGUUAGUAAUAAAGUUUCAUGUGAA